This is a messenger RNA of Aspergillus mulundensis, 567 nucleotides long. RefSeq names its product AAA-ATPase Vps4-associated 1 family protein. The record is from RefSeq and is a predicted model, not a curated record. Gene Ontology annotation, cellular component: endosome. Gene Ontology annotation, biological process: vacuolar transport. The transcript is spliced from 4 exons. The coding region runs from base 1 to 567 and encodes 188 amino acids. NCBI's taxonomy places the organism in Eukaryota, Fungi, Ascomycota, Eurotiomycetes, Eurotiales, Aspergillaceae.
AUGGCAGCCCUCCCGAAUAUCUGGCACCUCCGCCGCGUGGCAGAUACGGCCGCGAAAGCCUGCCUGGUCUGCCACAAACCAUCGAGCAGUGUUCUGAUCACGCCGAACAACAAGGACUACUUCUACGUCUGCCCGGUGCAUCUCAAAGACCGGCAUUUCUGCUCACCUAUUGUAGAUGCUGCGGAAGAGGAGGCGAAGAGGAAAGCCGAGCUUAUGGCGAAUGAGAUUGAAAAGGUAAAGAAAGAAUAUGAGGAGAAGCAGCAGCGCAAGAAGGAGAAAGAGAAAGAAAAGAAGGACAAGGACAAGGACGACAAAGACAACGACAAGGAUGAUUCGAGCAAGAAAGCAGACGACGGAAAGGAUCAGAAGGAGCGGGAUGAUAAAAUUAAUGCUAUCACAAAACAAAGCACAUCUGCGUCGGAUGACUCGCCUCGGAUUUUCGCCCUGCACAAAAACUUUUAUCAAAUGCGCAUCGACCGAAUGCGUAACAUGGAAGCUGCCAAGCGCAACCGCCAACGGCUUCAAGACCCCUCGUUCUUCCCGUCCGUCCCGUCGGGGGGUCUGUGA